GUGGCCGGCAGAGGCUCUGUCAGGGAGAGGCAUUCCACCAGAAUGGUUAUGGUUACACUUGGCUUCACUCAGCAGAGCGUGUUGAGCAGCUACAAUAUGCAGGGGACCGUGGAAUGGAAUUCAACUUGCAGAACCUGGCUGGAAACACAGUUUGCUUUGCAAAAGUACUAUCUUCCUAUUUGUUAUGGGAUUGAGUUCAUUGUGGGAAUUCUUGGGAACACUGUUGUUGUUUUUGGCUACCUUUUCUGUCUGAAGAACUGGAAUAGCAGCAACAUCUAUCUCUUCAACCUCUCCAUCAGUGAUCUAGCUUUUUUGUGCACUCUUCCGAUGCUGAUGAGAAGCUAUGCCCACCAAAACUGGAUAUAUGGGGAGGUGUUCUGCAUCAUCAACCGGUACGUGCUUCAUGCUAACCUCUACACCAGCAUCCUCUUCCUCACUUUUAUCAGCAUCGAUCGAUACAUGCUCAUAAAGUAUCCUUUUCGAGAACACCUUUUGCAAAAGAAAGAGUUUGCUGUUUUAAUUUCGUUGGCUAUUUGGGUUUUGGUAACCUUAGAAUUACUGCCCAUACUUCCUCUUAUAAAUCCCAUUACAACUGAACAAGGCACCGCCUGUCUUGAUUUUGCAAGUUCUGGAGAGCCUGGAUACAACCUCAUUUACAGCAUGUGUCUAACCCUGGUAGGAUUCUUUAUUCCUCUUUCCGUGAUGUGCUUCUUCUACUACAAGAUUGCUGUCUUCCUAAAGCAGAGAAGCAGGCAGCUCACUGCAACCUUGCCCCUUGAAAAGCCUCUGCUCUUAGUUAUCAUGGCAGUGGUGAUCGUCUCUGUUCUCUUUACACCCUACCACAUCUUGCGGAAUGUGAGGAUCGCUUCGCGCCUGGACAGCUGGAAGCACAAUGAAUGCACUGAAAUCAUCCUCAAGUCCUUGUACACUGUGACCCGGCCUGUAGCCUUUCUGAACAGUGCUAUCAACCCCGUCUUCUACUUUCUAAUGGGUGAUCACUUCAGGGAAAUGCUGAUGAGCAAACUGAGACACUACUUUAAAUCUCUUACAUCCUUCAGAAAAUGAACUCAUAUUUUAUGAGCUCAUACUUUCCUUCAGGAAACAGUGAGCUGCUUGUGAAGCAGAUUGCUUUAUAUGCACAACUUUCAGCCAAUCAAAGUUGGUUUUAACACAUAGAUAUAAAUCAAAGAGGAACACAGAUGUGAUGUGACUGUGGUUAACGACAGCUUGCAUAUGAAGUGUGGGAAAAGGAGAAGAGAAUGUGUUGAUUUGUUCACCUAAGAAUCUGGAGGAGUUGGACUAACACUAAUGUUUGGGUGAAGAAGUCAAACCUCAGUGUUAUGAAGACCUUCUCAAGCAGUGCAAAGAAUAAAAGAACCUGGGAGAUAGCUCAGCAGCACAGUACUGCCUGGCAAGCACAAGGCUCUGAAUUU
Messenger RNA from Octodon degus (degu), 1433 nucleotides. RefSeq names its product succinate receptor 1 (gene Sucnr1). Gene Ontology annotation, cellular component: plasma membrane. NCBI's taxonomy places the organism in Eukaryota, Metazoa, Chordata, Mammalia, Rodentia, Octodontidae. Gene Ontology annotation, molecular function: G protein-coupled receptor activity. Bases 43 to 1065 code for a protein of 340 amino acids. Gene Ontology annotation, biological process: G protein-coupled receptor signaling pathway. The record is from RefSeq and is a predicted model, not a curated record. The transcript is spliced from 3 exons.